Molecule: messenger RNA, 1729 nt
Organism: Falco peregrinus (peregrine falcon)
Lineage: Eukaryota; Metazoa; Chordata; Aves; Falconiformes; Falconidae
Gene: PLD6
Product: phospholipase D family member 6
Exons: 2
Coding region: 16-681 (221 amino acids)
Biological process (GO): piRNA processing
Cellular component (GO): mitochondrion
Molecular function (GO): RNA endonuclease activity producing 5'-phosphomonoesters, hydrolytic mechanism
Source: RefSeq, a predicted model, not a curated record
CGCGCAGGCGCCGGCAUGUGGGCGGCGGGCGGGCGGGCGGCGCUGGCGCUGGGCCUGGCGCUGGCGGCGGGGGCGGCGGCGCUGGCGCUGGGGCUGGGGCGGGCGCUGGCGGCGCGGCGGCGGGCGCGGCGGGAGGUGCUGUUCUUCCCCUCGCCGCCGCGCUGCACCGAGGCCCUGCUGGCCCAGGCGGAGGCGCCCGGCGCGGCGCCCCGGCCGUGCCCCUGCCCGCUGCCGCACGGCGAGAGCUCGCUGGGCCGCCUGCUGCGGCACCUGCUCUCGGCCCGCCGCUCGCUCGACCUCUGCCUCUUCGCCUUCUCCAGCCCGCAGCUGGGCCGCGCCGUGCGGCUGCUGCACCGCCGCGGCGUGCGGGUCCGUGUCCUCACCGACGCGCAGUACAUGGCGCUGCGGGGCUCGCAGAUCGGGCCGCUGCGCCUCGCCGGGAUCCCGGUGCGCCACGACCAGGAGAGCGGCUACAUGCACCACAAGUUCGCCGUGGUGGACGGGCGGCUGCUCAUCACGGGCUCCCUCAACUGGACCACCCAGGCUAUCCAGAACAACCGGGAGAACGUGCUGGUCACCGACGACGCCGAGUACGUGACGGCUUUUCUGGAUGAGUUUGAGAGGAUUUGGGAAGAGUACAACCCCGCCAACUACGCCUUUUUUCCCCAAGGUCAUAAGUGAUGGAGCCGCCUCAGGGGGCUGGCGGCAGCCCUGCCUCAGCCGUCAGUGUUCACGGUGUUCUGUGUGUCGGUGCUGUUGUAUCAGCCCCAGUUUCGGCGAGCUCCCCCCAGGAGGGGUGUCCCGUGCCCUGCAGUGCCCCAGGGGCCUUCCUGUGGGUUAUUCCCAUGCUAGAGGAAUGACCCAGCUGCCUGGCGACCUGUUUUGUGAGGAUAGUUGCGAUACAACUGCGUUCGUAGGGCUUGAAACCCUGGGCAGGCUCCCCGCUGCGCCCCGGCACAGGUGUGUACGUCCAUAUCAGUGCUGGGCACGUUUCAGCGGUGAAAUGGAUGUUUCCCACUUUGGGAUCCUGCAGGCCCAGUGGCUCUUCCACCUCCACAGCCAAAGGAAGAGUCAGGAGGGCUACAGCAAAGCCAGAGUCUGUACAGGGAGGUUAAGCGCCUUAUGUUUCUUAUGUUGGCAUUAAUUGUUGAUUUUAAAAGUUUGUAAAAGGAAAUUUCUGGAAAUUUCUGGAAAGUAGGAAGGCAGAAAACAAGUACGUUUUGACUGUGUACACAUUUCCUUUGGCUUGAGAUUAGCAGAGCUCCAGUGUAAAAGCAUGAGAACAGAUCCUGACAGCUCGUGUUCCAGCAAGCAGGCAUAGGGAGUCUGGAAAGGAACAAAACUGUUCUGGGGAUCAGUCGGGCUUGUCUUCAGAGCAGACGCAGCAGCAGUUGGGUCCCCAGCGUCACAGCCGAGUGGUAGAAGGAAACCCCGGUGUAUUCAGGUGGUGGGACACCGUGUCCUCUGGUUUGGUGACUUUGCCCGCCUGUGCUGGGCAGCAGGUUGGGGACAGCAAGUGAAUGUGUCUACAGGUCAGGGUGGAACAAAGAUGGGUGUAAGCUUAAGCAUUUCAAAACUAAAUAGCAUCUGUGUAAGAAUUACUUUAUCCUGAAUAUACAGUGUCUCAAAAGCUCGCAAAAUGAAAAAAGGUCUUGAUGUUUUUGUUACCAGGUUUGCUCGAUACAGUAGUGCUGCGAUUGGCACUACUAAAUAAACCAUUUCCACAGAA